GACGUCACCCAUUCAAAACAGACAAGCCUAGACACACUCCGUCAGCUGGACCGGCGAUGCUCCCUCUGUGCACCCGACUGUGCACCCGCAGCGCACACCAGCGGAGCCGGGGGACCGCAACAGUGCUGUAGAAUGGCACCUGUCUGAAGUGCGGCACUAAAGACACAGUGUGACUUUACGCGCACACUCGGGCUGACUGCUGUUGAGAGCUUGGACGUUAUUUACAUCUUGGUUAAUUAUGACACUCGAAGAUGAUUUAACGACAGCAGCGGCAACAGGGAACGCGGCGGCCGUGGAGUACCUCCUGGAGACCGGGGCGCACGUGAAUGGGCUCAACCGCUUUGGGAGAACCGCGCUCCAGGUGAUGAUGAUGGGCAGCCUCUCAGUGGCGCAGACACUGCUGAAGCAUGGAGCGGAUCCAAAUGUGCGGGACCGCAGCACCGGGGCCACACCGCUACAUGACGCAGUCAGGACGGGUUUCGUGGACACUGCGCGCCUACUGAUCGAGUUCCAAGCAGAUCCGAAUCUCAGAGACAACAAGAAUCUUCGACCCAUCGACAUUGCAAAACUCGGGGGUCACGAGGAAGUUUUCGCUUUUCUGGAAACUGAAUGAACAAAGUGUGGCGCUGGUUUGGAGCGGGGACAGAGCGGGGAGAGGACUGGAAGAGGCCUGAAGGCCUCCUUUUCAUAAUAACCGAUAGCAAUUAUUUAUUAAUGACUGUCCUAGUAAUAACAAAGGCACUGGAGUGUCAUAGUGAAAUGUCAGUGAAAGGAAACAUGUUGCACAUCGCUGCUGGCACUGCCCAUUUAUAGAGCACUUUAUUACAGGCUGCUUUGCACCUCACGUGAAAACCAAAGUAGAAAAGUAAAUUUAAUGUGUAACACAGACUAAUUAAAAUACAAGAUAAAACAUGUUUUUAAUGUGGUUGUUUUAAAUAAGACAAAGGAAAUAUUCUGUGUCUGUGCCAUUUUAUAAGACAUUUGAUAAAAGAAACAGUUAAAUCCACCAAUAAGAUUAAGAUUACAAGAGAUUGUGUUUUAUUCAUUUUCAUGUAAUAAUAAACAGAAAUAGGGGACCAAUGUUCGAGGUAUAAAGUGGCUUGAGAGAUCAGAUGACUCUUAAUACAAAAUACUCCAGUCAUGGAUUUUUAGCUGAAACAACUAAGUGAUCAUCAAAUGGUUAUGUUCAACAAAAAUUAUAAUAAUACAUAAAAGCAAAUGGGUGAUCUAGUAAGGCAAACCUCUAAAUCUGUUUGUCAGACAGAAUAGUUCUUCAGGCGGCCGGCAAACAAAAACAACGGCAUUUUUCCAGGGGUUUUCACCAGCAGAGUCGUCUGCAAAGUCUUUAUUCACUCUUAAUGUUUUGGUAACAUAACUGCAGACUGGGCCAUUGCCUGGAAAAUAAAGAUUCAACAGCACAACAUAACCUCAGUAUAACUUCCAACAUCUUUACCUGUUAAUAGUUAUGUCAAAUACUUACUUUUAAGGACGCCUGAGUCUGUCCCCAGUCCAUUUGGCUGAUCUGGGGUAUGGCUGUUAGGAGGAUGCUGCUUGCCUUGUUUGCAUUUUCUUUCAUUGUCUUGAGCACAUUGUCAACACAGACCUGAGAGCACAAUGAGAAUGAAGUCACAACCUAAAACUAAUCCUUCACAUGAGUAGGCCUGUCACGAUAACACAUUUUGAAGUUUGAUAUAUAUCGCUUAAGUAAAUUAACGAUAAUAUUGAAACUAAUUUAUGCCACUGACAAUAAUCCAAGAGCAGAUUUAAACCACAAAAACGCUUCUAAAUCUACAAUAUUAUUUUAAAAAAAAUUGUGUAUCUGCAUGUGUAAUGAGCCAUAUAAGUUAAUUAAUUCAACCUUUUACAGCCUAAAUCUUAUAAUAACCAAAAAUUCCCCAGUAGUGCAAAGAAAAUGUAACACAAGAAAUAUUCACCCUCAAAAAAUAUAGUUCCAGGUUUCAUAAAGUGAGCGAUAAGUCAGUACAGUGAAGAUCGUGACCAGCUGCCUUAAGAAUAUGCAUAAAGCUUUAUUUGAACACUGUGUAAUCCCUCAGUCGUGUGCGCAUGAUCCACAGCAAAAGAAAUAUUCAAUUCUGUCAACUGGACAAAAGUUUUAGAGUGAGAUUUGAUUUUUUUCAUACCUGGACGACUGAGGGAUUCCACAAACUUCACUUUGUUUGAACAAUUUACUACAAUGAGGACAAAAGUAAACUGCACUUGUCCAGUUUGUGGUAAAACAGGGUUGUGGCUGAGUUUUUAGGAAAUUCAAAUGAUGAUGAGGGAAAAUAAUCAAAACCGGUCCUACAUAUCAGCCCCAAAAUAUCAGCAGACCUCGGCAUUGUUGUUGUUUUUUUUGUUGUUGUUUUUUCUGCAUUUAAAACAAUCGGUAUCGGCAUCACCCAUAAAAAAAACAAAAAACAUAUCAGUCGAUUUCUAUUUCAAACUGAUACUGAUUUGAGAAUGCUUCUAAUGUUUUCUGGACGGUUUAUGCACAAUUAUUGCUGCUAGUAAAUAAUGUGGUCUCUGUUGCAGUGAGCACUUUCAAGAUAGUCUGCUUUUGUUCUAAUAGUUUGCAUGUUACUGUCUGGUUUAGCUUUUCCAGAAAUGUUCUGUGAUUUAACUUUUUUAAGUACUUUAAGUAAAAUGCAUGUACAAAAAAUAAGCACAGAUAUAAAGGCUUCAUGCAAUCAUGUGUAUACAAAAGGCCUGUCACCAUAACACACUUGAAGUGCGAUAUAUUACUCAAGAAAACACAGACGACUAACAAUAAUAUUAAAACUAGUUUAUGCCACUGACACAGUAGCCCUAGGGCAGAAUUAUUCCCCAAAAAAUCUAAAGAAAAAAACACUAAAAUCUGUCCUUAAAUCUAACCUUUGAACAGAAAAAUAAUAAAAACUCCCCAUGAUAAAUAUUAACUCAUAAAAGACUGGUGCAAAUUGAAAUAUGUGCAAUAUUGCGGUUAUACUUGGGUCUAAUUCUGAAUGUAUUUUUUUACUGUUGUGACUGGUUGAUCACUCUUAAGAGGACUGUCCCUUCACUUAUAUAAGGGGAGCGUCAGGGGCUGUCCUCAUAUACCCGAGGAAGAUCAGAGGGACCGAAACGCUGUGCUAAUAAAAGUGAACCAAGAGUAAGACAGUGUGCGGGAGUCUUUUUAACCUUUCAGUCAAGUGCCUCUCCCCCGGUGCACCUGUCGUCCUGUCAGGUGUGCAGUUUACACAGAAACAAGUAUAAAUAUUGACCCACCCAGAAUUAUUCCAUCUAACAUACUGAAGCGGAUAUAUAAAUUAUGGUGACAGGCCUAAUAUAUCCAACUGCAACUAUUUACAGUCAAUUAAUUAAUCCUUUUCACUGUCAAUGUUAAGAUUUUUAAUUAUACUUUGGAUGCAAAACCUAUACUUUUUGAGAUUUGUUAAAAUAUCUUGUAUAUCUGGAGAUUGUGUGUUUCAGGUAUUUUCAUUACUACACAUGAUCUUGUAUCUAGCCUGCACUGAUCUUAAUUACCAUAAUCACUUGUGGAAAUUGUAUUAGUUGUACAGACGCAGCCUCCAUUACAGAAAGCCACACAACCUAUUUCCUCAAAGCUCUAUGAGAGCACGAUUACCCAGCUGCAUGCCUACUGUUCUUUAUCCAUUCAUUUAACAGUGAAUAAAUCAAAAUAAGUU
Molecule: messenger RNA, 3662 nt
Organism: Periophthalmus magnuspinnatus
Lineage: Eukaryota; Metazoa; Chordata; Actinopteri; Gobiiformes; Gobiidae
Gene: cdkn2
Product: cyclin-dependent kinase inhibitor 2A/B (p15, inhibits CDK4)
Exons: 2
Coding region: 239-613 (124 amino acids)
Biological process (GO): negative regulation of cell population proliferation; regulation of cyclin-dependent protein serine/threonine kinase activity
Cellular component (GO): nucleus
Molecular function (GO): cyclin-dependent protein serine/threonine kinase inhibitor activity; protein kinase binding
Source: RefSeq, a predicted model, not a curated record